Molecule: messenger RNA, 498 nt
Organism: Marasmius oreades (fairy-ring Marasmius)
Lineage: Eukaryota; Fungi; Basidiomycota; Agaricomycetes; Agaricales; Marasmiaceae
Exons: 4
Coding region: 1-498 (165 amino acids)
Source: RefSeq, a predicted model, not a curated record
AUGGCGAUAUCGACGACAGACCUGGAUGCCGAUGUGGGGACAACGGGUGUCACUACAGAAAGCGUGGAUACGGCCUACAAGGAUUUCCUGGCGACUGCUCAGAACGGGACGUUUGCCAGUAAAGGGACAAUUCUCCUCGAACAUGAGGUGGAUAACUUCACGGUGUCGAAAGCGAUGCAAAAUUAUCCUCAGUUGAAGUCGGCGUUCAAGUACAUUGUUCCUGUCGGAGUAGCGCUCAACAAAACCCACCCAUAUGUCGAGACUAAUUACACCCUGCCGUCGUUUGAGCAAUACAUUGCCGGCAUAACGACAUUGAGUUCUUCACCAACGUCAACGACAUCCCCUACUUCUACAAAUGCCGGUGCCGCAGCCUCAGCUUCAAGUAGUCAGUCGAAUAACCGGAAUCUGAAAAAUGCCGGCACUACCACAACAGUAAUGUUCCCCAUGGUUUGCUACAUUUUUACUAUUGCCAUCGGUUCCCUAUCAGUUCUUCUGUGA